AUGAUGCCAUCGAGUUUGGGUGGCGGUAAUGGAAGCGCAAAACAUCACCAUCAGCUCAUGCAAUCUGCAUCUAUGCUACCUUCACCUUACAAUUUUUUGCCAUCAGUUUUUGCCAAUGCGCAAUUGGACAUGCCAUUAUUCCGACCUCCCGAAUCGAAUUUGGGAGCAAUGUAUCUAAGCCAGUUAGCGGCAGCAGCAGUUUUAAAUCAGGGUCAGAAUGGUAGCAAUGGUAGCACCACAAAUGAACCACAAGAGGAAGCCACUGUUGAGAAUAAUAAAGCAGAAACGGCAACAUCGAUUUCAUCCGAAGUAGCCACUUCGUCGUGUGGCGCUGAGUCGCCAUUAUCACCCAGGCCAUUUGGUGUUGCGGAACGAGAAAUGGAUUCAUCAAACGAGCAGAAUUCUGUAGAUAACGCUGCGCUAAGCUCAACGAAAGUGAAUACUGAAGAUAUGACUCUGGCGGAAAAUGAGAACUUGCAGCCUUCAUCAGCAUCGGAGUUACAGCAACUUGAUCUUUCAAAAUGGAUCUCUGAUUUUUUCCCAGGAUUGCCAAAUAAUGUCUCUGCCCUAAACAUGGCUGCUCUAACACAACGAAUGCCACCGAUGCUUGAGCAGAUGCAAUUGAUGAAUCAGUAUUUCUCGCCUGGAACAGUUGAAGAUUCUCUUCGAGUUCUAGCAGCGCUUGGCAGUAACAAUGGUUCUGCGGGUACGGUUCCAUCAGCAAAUUGCAGCCCAGGCUCAAUCCUCAAUUCACCAUUUGCUAAUAGUGCUGGUCAUUCGAAGGAUACCUAUUGCGAGAUAUGUGACAAGAAUUUUUGCAAUCGCUACUUUCUUCGAACACAUAAGUGGAAAAAACAUGGCAUUCCAUUUCCGGGCAAAAAUUCGCCAUCUGAAGGCAAUGUAACAUCACUAGCGUCACCAACGGCUUCACAAAAUCUUUCUUUGGAUUUACCAACUACCUCGACGGGGAUAAAUCUUAGUCCAGCUGAGUUUAUUGCCGCACUUUGCAAUCAGAAUGUAUUGGAAGCUUCACAGAUAUCUCCUUCAAAAAUCACUUCAUCUCAACCGACCUCUGUUAUUGUCAAUUGUUUGUCUAGCGCAGAUUCAUCACCAGCAAAACGAGCGAGAACGACUGAUGAAGGAAGUAAAGACGAUGAUGAAUUAAUCGGUGCAGCCAGGCCGGAGAGUGUUAGGAUUGAUGAAGAAACACUUGCAAAUGUUGCAAGUCAAUUGCCAAACACGGGUGAUUUAUUUGCUAUGAUCGCUCGUCAGGCUCAGGAAAAUGCAAUUGCGCAAGAAUUGCUAUCAUCAUUUAAAGCUGAGGGUAUACAAGUGCAACAACAAUCAUCACCAUCAAAACAUUCAUCAGCCAGUAAAGAAGCAUGCGAGAUGUGUGGACAGGAGUGCGAGAGUCGAGCGACUCUUCAACAUCAUCUGUUAUUGCAACAUAAUAUCUUAAGUAGUUUUCUUAGUUCAUUUAAUUUACUAUCUCCAUUGAGUCAGCUGCAGCAACAACAGCAAUCACAGAAACAGCAGAGUAGUCAGGGUAAUGAUGGAGAUCGACCUCGUAAUUCAACGGUUGCGCCAGGAAUGGUUACGUCUCCCAUCAGUGUUUCUCGACAACCGAAAAAACAGUAUACAACAACUGGCAAAAAUUACUGCGAUGUUUGCAACAAGGAAGUAUGUAACAAAUAUUUCCUUCGAACACAUAUGCUCAAAAUGCACGGCAUUGUCAUUGAUGAGCAUAAAACAAUCAUUGCAAAUAUCGAUACUUUAGAGAAGGAGAAGUCUGGCACGAUUGCUUUCCGCUGUGAUAUUUGUAACACAAAUGUAGGACAGACUCGUGAAUCUUUGAAGCAACACAAGCAGGAAGUUCAUAAUGUUGUGUCACUGCCUACAUCACGUGGUCAUCGCGGAUCUCUCAGUUCUACCUCAAGUAUCACCAGUACAUCGACUCUCGGUCAAGCACUCAAAAUUACAGAUCAAACUGGAAAUAAUACUGAGUAA
Acanthocheilonema viteae is the source of this 2007-nucleotide messenger RNA. Lineage: Eukaryota; Metazoa; Nematoda; Chromadorea; Rhabditida; Onchocercidae. The record is from the annotation of a GenBank genome assembly.